Messenger RNA from Synchiropus splendidus (mandarinfish), 6182 nucleotides. RefSeq names its product dynactin 1b (gene dctn1b). The record is from RefSeq and is a predicted model, not a curated record. Gene Ontology annotation, cellular component: kinetochore; spindle pole; microtubule associated complex. The transcript has 30 exons. Gene Ontology annotation, biological process: nuclear migration; establishment of mitotic spindle orientation. NCBI's taxonomy places the organism in Eukaryota, Metazoa, Chordata, Actinopteri, Syngnathiformes, Callionymidae. The coding region runs from base 1461 to 5264 and encodes 1267 amino acids.
AACAUUUCGGUUAAAUCAAGAAUACUUUCAGAAUUCAUCACAUUUCUGAGCAUUUCUUCGCUUUUUCUACUUUUCCUGGCAAAAUGCAAACCGUCAAUGCAUCUUUCCUGGUCAGCAAGAUGCUUCUUCAGUGUUAAAAAUGAACGGUUAACGACUGAUUUGACUGAGAUACAACACCAACGUUUAAUAUCAAUAUUGUUUUUAGACUGUGAGGAAUCAAAAACACUUUCCCUCGUGUCCUCAAUGCCAGUGUGAGUUGCACGGCAAGUUUGGAUGCUUUCAGUGCAUUGUAAAUAGAAAACCUAGCUGUGUAGAAUAACACAGUACUGGUUAAUUGUGAUAUAUAUUAUGGUAUCGAGACCCAAGUAUCUGUAUCAUAUCAGGAGGUUCUCUCCAAUACUCACUCUUUAUUUACAGCUGUUCAAUGUCUGUCCUGAACACUUCACUCCUGGUUUAGAAAUACGACCACAAUGUUACAGCACCACUUAUGCCAUGUACUAUUUGCCAAUGUUGCAAAAAGAUGUGAUGAAAGAGGUGAUGGUGAAAAAGCUGCUGCCAUGCAGCUGGCUGAUAAAGGACUUAAUCCUCUUUCAAUGAAAUCAGUCUGCUGCAUCACCUCUCAUCACCUGCUGCCUUUGUGUUUCUAGCUCCAGUGAAACAGUGUCACAGCGAGUGGAACGGAUUCGCACACACAUUACAGUUCUGAAGUUGUUCAGCCCCCUGAUAACACUGAUAACUUGGUGUUUUUCACUUUUAUCUUGCUCCUUAUAAAAUCUACUUUUAAUGUGCCUUCGACGCCACAAACUCUGAAACUGUUCUUUCUCAUCAUUCUUUAAAAACAUUAACCAUUUUCAAAGGCAUUACAAUGUAAUACAAACUAAUAACUUAGUAAAACUAAACGCAGCUGAAGAGUUAGUCAUGUUCUCCGACAGAUUUAUUCUCAUUACUUAAAAGACAAAACAACUCAGACGGACCGUGUUGGUGCUGGUAGGGAUGUGGAAAGUGAUGGCACCCAUUCACAAGACUUUGCAUCUUAACAUACAUUAAAAUCUGUGGGCAGCAGUGUUAGUCAGUCAUUUUAAACGCUUUAUUCAGUGAUGGAUGUUGUUGCUUGCGUUCCAAGCAGGUUAUUAUGCUCUGCAGCCGCAGGCUUUAGGACCCAGGACCUCUGUCUGGCUGUCUCCCUCCUCCCCUCUGUACAGCCAUGCAGAUUCUAGCGCAGUGCUGUGGCUCAGCUGAAGCCUUCAGCAGCCCAACCUGCUGUUUCCUUUCUUUGCUGCUCUGUUUUCUUCGUCAGCGGGUUAGAAACUUCCUGGCUGAGCUUGGCUCCCUGCAGUCAGCCGAACAGGGAAGGGACACCGACCUGUGAGGAUCAGGAGAGGGAUGGUGUGACUCAGUAAAGAGUGGUGUAGCAUCACUGGUCCCCUCAUCUCUGUCUGAUACAACAGUUGGAGCUCAGGAUGCUACAGAGCAGACGGACGACCCGGACCAGCAGCAGCAGCAGCAGGAUGAGCUCAGACGGCGGUGGACGACCCGUCAAAGUCGGCUCCCUGGUAGAGGUGAUCGGGAAAGGACAGUGCGGCACGGUGGCCUACAUCGGCACCACAUCCUUCGCCUCUGGGAAGUGGGUAGGAGUCAUCCUAGACGAGCCCAAAGGGAAGAAUGACGGCACUGUGCAGGGGAAACGCUAUUUCAACUGCGAAGAGAAUCAUGGGAUAUUCGUAAGACAGUCCCAGAUCCAGUUGGUGGACGAUGGUGCUGACACAACAUCACCAGAGACUCCAGAGCCCAAUGCUAACAAGGUUCCCAAACGAGAGAUCACUGAGACGUCCAAGUCUUCAAAAUUGCGAGGACUGAAACCCAAAAAGGUGCUGCAUGUUUCCCUAACCUCGACCCCAACUGCUCGGAAGACCACGGCCAGAAGGCCAAAGCAGGCAAGUCGACCCACCAGCGGGAAGGGUCCACAGUCUGGAUCCGCCUCAGCCUCAGCAGGGGAGAUGAGCAGCAGCGAAGCCAGUACGCCAGCCCAGACCCCCCUUGCUGCUCCGGUCAUCCCCACCCUCCACUCCCCUGGAACUCCUCCAGUUCCAGUUCCCAGCAAGGAAGAGGAAGCUCUGCGGGCUCAGGUGAAAGAUCUGGACGAGAAGCUGGAGACCCUAAAGAUGAAGAGAACGGAAGACAAAGCCAAGCUGAAGGAGCUGGAGAAGCACAAGAUCCAGCUGGAACAGCUGCAGGAGUGGAAGAGCAAGAUGCAGGAGCAGCAGGCCGAGCUGCAGAAGCAGCUGAAGGAGGCCAAGCGGGAGGCCAAGGAAGCGCAGGAGGCCAAGGAGCGCUACAUGGAGGAAAUGUCAGACACAGCUGACGCCAUCGAGAUGGCGACGCUGGACAAGGAGAUGGCAGAGGAGCGGGCGGAGUCGCUGCAGCUGGAGGUGGACUCCCUGAAGGAGAGAGUGGAAGAGCUGACCAUGGACUUGGAGAUCCUCAAACACGAGAUAGAGGAGAAAGGUUCAGACGGAGCUGCGUCGAGCUAUCACGUCAGACAGCUGGAGGAGCAGAACAGCAGGCUGAAAGAAGCUCUGGUCAGGAUGCGGGACCUAUCGGCCUCAGAGAAGCAGGAACAUGUGAAGCUGCAGAAGCAGAUGGAGAAGAAGAACAUGGAGCUGGAUGCCUUCAGGGGCCAAAAAGAGAAACUGCAGGAAGAGAUGUCGGCGUCAGAGAAGACCAUUGAUGAGCUGAAAGAGCAGGUGGAUGCAGCGUUGGGUGCAGAGGAGAUGGUGGAGACGCUCACAGAGAGGAACUUGGACCUGGAGGAGAAAGUUCGAGAGAUGAGAGAGACGGUCUCUGACCUGGAAGCGAUCAACGAGAUGAACGACGAGCUGCAGGAGAACGCCAGAGAGACGGAGCUGGAGCUCAGAGAGAUGCUGGACCUCGGUGCUUCCCGGGUUCGAGAGGCAGAGAAGAGAGUGGAAGCCGCUCAGGAGACUGUUGCUGAUUAUCAACAGACCAUCCAGAAGUACCGAGAGCUCACUGCUCACCUGCAGGAAGUAAACCGAGACUUGACAAGCCAGCAGGAAGCUUCCGCCGAGCAGCUGCAGCAGCCGCCCGCAGAGAUGUUCGACUUUAAGAUCAAGUUUGCUGAGACGAAGGCGUACGCAAAGGCCAUCGAGAUGGAACUGAGGAAGAUGGAGGUGGCUCAGGCCAACAGACAUGUUUCUCUUCUGACCGCGUUCAUGCCGGAGUCGUUUCUUCGCCACGGUGGCGAUCAUGACUGCAUCCUGGUGCUCCUGCUCAUCCCCAGACUGGUGUGCAAGGCGGAGUUGAUCAGCAAACAGGCCCAAGAGAAGUUCGACCUAAACGAGAACUGUGUUCAGAGAACUGGACUGCGAGGAAGCGUUGGGGAGCAGCUGAGUUUCGCCGGCGGCCUGGUCUAUUCACUCAGUCUGCUGCAGGCCACGCUGCACAAAUAUGAGCAAGCCCUCGCCCAGUGCAGCGUGGAGGUCUACAAGAAGAUUGGCGCUCUUUACCCGGAGAUGAGCGUCCAUGAACGUUCUUUGGACUUCCUGAUUGACCUGCUGCACAAAGACCAGCUGGAUGAAACGGUCAACGUUGAGCCUCUGACGAAAGCCAUCAAGUACUAUCAGCACCUGUACAGUAUCCACCUGGCAGACCAGAGUGAGGACUCCACCGUGCAACUGGCCGACCACAUCAGGUUCACUCAGAGUGCUCUGGACUGCAUGGCGGUGGAGGUCGGGCGUCUUCGUGCGUUCCUGCAUGCGGGUCAGGAGAAGUCGGACUUGGCGGUGCUGCUGAAGGACCUAGAGACUUCCUGCAGUGACAUCAGACAGUUCUGUAAGAAGAUCCGCCGCAGGAUGCCCGGAACCGACGCGCCUGGCAUCCCGGCGGCGCUCACCUUCGGCCAGCAGGUGUCGGACACGCUGUCGGACUGCAGGAAGCACCUGACCUGGGUGGUGGCGGUGCUGCAGGAGGUGGCCGCCGCUGGGGCCCAGAUGAUGGCACCUCUGGGGGAGCAGGAAGGACUGUCUGCUGUCAAGCUGGAGGACGUGGCGUUCAAGGCCGGAGAGCAGAUUUAUGGGUCCCAGGGGACGAACCCCAACGAGUGCCUGCGUCAGUCCUGCAGCAUCGUCAUAGCAACCAUGAACAAGAUGGCGACUGCCAUGCAGGAGGGAGAGUACGACUCUGAGAAGCCUCAGAACAAGAACCUUCCUCCCGUGGACCUGCGGGCGGCGGCGCUGAGAGCCGAAAUCACUGACGCCGAAGGUUUGGGCAUGAAGCUGGAGGACCGCGAGACAGUCAUCAAGGAGCUGAAGAAGUCGCUGAAGAUCAAGGGAGAAGAGCUGAGCGAAGCAAACGUCCGGCUCAGUCUCCUGGAGAAGAAGCUGGACAGCUCGUCCAGAGACGCAGACGAGCGGGUGGAGAAGAUCCAGACGCGGCUGGACGAGACCACCGCGCUGCUGAAGAAGAAGGAGAAAGAGUUCGAGGAGACGAUGGACGCACUGCAGGCGGACAUCGACCAGCUGGAGUCCGAGAAGGCGGAGCUAAAGCAGAGGAUCAACAGCCAGUCAAAGAUGGGUGCAGACGGGCUCAGAACUGGCCAAUCAGGAAUCGCCUCCAUGGUCUCAGGAGUGACUGGAGUCAACCUCCUGUCGGGUGUGACGGCAGACUGCGGCCUGCAGGUGAUCGACUCGCCUCUGCUGACUCGACAGAUUGAAGCUCAGAGACUCUGCAUCAAGCAGCUGAAGAAUGAAAACAACCGGCUGAAGGCAGAGAAGAUGCGCGCCCAGCUGGCGUCGCUGCCACCGCUCCAGGUGACCAAACUGCCCUCCAGAGAGAACAGGGAAGUUCUGUCCAGCGCCCUCUACAGGAAGACCGACCAGCUGCUGGAGACGCUGCUCCAGAUGAGCGCCAACGUCAAAGUGGUCGACAUCACCGGCAGAUCUCCAGUGACACCUAGUGCCCAGCUACUGGAACAGACGGCCAGAAUACAGUCACUCCAAGACACGCUGGACAGACUGAAGGGCGAGGUGGCGGAGCAUGUGGUCAAACAGCAGCCUGGCGCUCGAGUGACGUCGGACUUCGCCACCUUCCCUUCCACCGCCUUUGUUAAGGCGACGGAGGAGAAGCAGGCCGACACAGUCCUGGUGGGUCGCGUGAUGGUACCGUGUCCGCGGGGUCAGGAGCAGGUCCAUCGUCUGGUCCUGUCGCAGCAUCAGCUGCAGCGGGUCCACAGUUUGCUGAGGAGCUGAGAGGACGUCAGCGCCACCUGCCGCCAUGACUCAGGUCACAUGACUGCAGAGCUGCACUUGGACUGACACUGGGUCGACAUUGUUCUCAAAUCCCUCCUGCAUGAAGUCUGACGCACAAAUACGAACCUUUUUAACGUCACAUGACAAAGAGCUUUAUUUAUUCUGACUCACGUCGCUAACUUGUUUUAUUGAAUCCUUCCGUUAUUAAUGCUGCGGUUCACUGAUGACUCUAACUUGUGUGUGUGUGUGUGUGGGUGAGAGUGUCCUGGAUGACCUGGAGACCUGCCUCCCAUCCUAAAUAGCUGGGAUACACACCAGUCUGAAACGUAAUUUGACAGAUGCCGAACCUUCCAUGACGACAUCAUCCGUCUUCUUAGCCGUGACUGCUGCUUUGCUGAUGGUGUGACAGUGAUGUGGUUCCUUACAUGAUAUUUAGAGCUCAUAAACUCAACAUGAUGCGGCUAAAUCUAUUGUUACUGCAGCACAGGUGCAUUGGACGAAACAUCUCUGGUGAAUUGUUGUGACCUUAGGGACAUUGUUAACAGAAGUAUAAAACAGUAUUAUCAGGUGUUGCGAUGCUUGACUAAUGAAGUUAUUUCAAGUGAGUUUUGCACAAUAAUUUAUCUUUGUUUCCUCACAGCCCCAGCGACUGAAACAGUUGCAGUUAAGGGAAAUGCGUGAUCAAGUUGUUUUAUGACUUUAUUUUGCACAUUUAUUUAUCAGACUAAAGAUCUACUGAGCCUUAAACCUGCUGAAGCCUUGCGUCCGUUCGUCCUGGUUUAGACUUCCCGUGUUGAUCUGUCUCCGCUUUGCUGUCGCUGUGUUUUGUAUGAAGCAGACGAGUGGCUCUGCAGAGUAUAAACGUGUGUGUGUCGUCCGUGAGUGAGCGCGGAUCAAUAAAAACCGACCAAGACUGCG